This is a messenger RNA of Rubroshorea leprosula, 3144 nucleotides long. The record is from the annotation of a GenBank genome assembly. NCBI's taxonomy places the organism in Eukaryota, Viridiplantae, Streptophyta, Magnoliopsida, Malvales, Dipterocarpaceae.
UAAAAAUGCAUUAUCACAGUAAUGGUUUUAACCCCAAAUGUGCACUCAAAAUUGAUCUUAUGAAGGCAUUUGAUUCAGUCUGCUGGGAUUUUGUUUUUCAAGUCUUCUUAGCUCUUGAUUUUCCUAUAAAAUUUGUUGAUUGGAUAAGAGCCUGCAUUACAACACCAAUGUUCUCUGUAGUGUUUAAUGGACACUUAGCAGGAUAUUUUCCAGGGAAAAAGGGGGUGAGGCAGGGUGACCCUUUAUCACCUUAUAUAUUUGUGAUUUGUAUGGAGAUACUCUCUCAUUUGCUAAACAAAGCUGCCAUAGAAGGAAAGAUUGUGUACCAUCCCAAAUGUGCCAAAGUGCAGCUUACACACUUAUGCUUUGCUGAUGAUCUAAUCAUUUUUACAGAUGGUGCAUCUUCCUUUUUAAGUGCUAUUAACAAUGUUCUCACUCAGUUUUAUCAGUUAUCUGGUUUGAAGGUUAAUUAUUCCAAAUAUGAGAUUUUUUGCUGUGGCAUAUCUAGUGAGGAAAUUAAGAAAUUAACAGCAGCUUAUGGGUUCAAGGCUGGUGUCCUCCCAAUAAGCUCAACUGAGUUUGCAAGAGGGGCUAAAGUGAAUUGGCUGUCAUUGUGUCACCCUAAGCAGGAAGGUGGUCUGGGUUUGAGGAGUCUGACGCAUUGGAAUGUAGCAUGUAUUAUGAGAUUUAUUUGGAUGCUCUUUACAAAAGCUAGAUCUAUUUGGGUGGCAUGGGUCCAUGAAUAUCUAUUGAAGGGUUGUAGUUUCUGGUCUAUAAGAGUUCCUUCUGAUGCAUCAUGGGGUUGGAGGAAACUCCUCAAUCUUAGACAACAAGCUAGGAAACUUAUUAAACACAUUCCAGAUUCUGGGUUUUCUUCCCAAGCCAAGCUGGAGGUAGUGGUUAAUGGUAAUUUUUGGAAAUGGCCACCAGCUCGCUCACCUCAAUUGCUAGACAUUCAAAUUGCUUUAUGUGACAAACUAUAUCCUAAGGAAAGGGACAAGGAUACUGUUAUAUGGAUCCCUUCAGCUUCAAGGACAAACACUGCAGGGAGAACAUGGCACUGGAUCAGAAGUAAGCAGUCCAAGGUUCCUUGGCAUAGGCUGGUUUGGUUUUCUUGGCAAAUACCAAAACAUAGCUUUAUUAGUUGGCUAGCCAUAUUGGAUAGAUUCUCAAGUCGAACCGGGAUCACCUUGAUCCGGAGUCUGUCUCCAGCCAUUCCUCCUCCAGAGCUUCUCCCUCGAGAUCGAGCGUCUCGGAUUUCGAAGAACAAGUUAGAAGGCAGCAUCCCUGAUAACCUUUCAGUUGAACUGAAAGGGUUCAAUGUGUCAUAUAAUAAUUUAUCUGGUGCUAUACCUGAUAACUUGAGGCAGUUUCCUGAUUUGGCAUUUCAUCCUGGAAACUACUUCCUUAGGUUUAGUUUUUCUCCAUCAUCGCCAAAGGAUUCUUCCAAUCGGAAUUUGAGGGCACCUGGGUCUCAUUUGAAACCUGCUAGCAAAAUUGCUUUGGUUGCAGGUUUGGUUGGUGGCACUGCUAUACUAUCUCUUCUAUGCAUAAUGAUUUAUUUCAGGGCCUAUUGGCGGCAGAAUGACCAUUCAAAAGUAAUUAGGGGAAAGAAAAGUGUUGAACAUGGGGUUGCAUCAGCGCCUAGCAAAAGCAAAGACUACCCAUCGUCUUCACUUAGUUUCCGUCAAGAACUUUUGCCAUCAUCAGAAAAGGGUUCUGCAUAUUAUCGUGGGAACAGUUCAUCAGUUGUAACUGAGCCUCAAGGUUUUGGUCAUCCUGAAUCCAUCAGAAAAGAUGAAACAUUAGCUUCACCAAUGUCUAUAUUGUCAUCUUCAAAUCCCUCUCCAUCUAGGAGCCAAUUUCCAUCCGGGAGUCUUGGAACACUUAAAGUUCAUUCUCCAGAGAAACUAACCGGGGAUUUACAUCUCUUUGAUGGCUCACCAGCAUUCACAGCAGAAGAACUUUCACGUGCUCCUACUGAAGUGAUUGGAAGGAGCUGCCAUGGGACAUUGUACAAAGCUACACUUGACUCUGGUCAUGUAUUGGCUAUCAAGUGGUUGAAGGAAGGCAUAGCGAAAGGUAAAAAGGAAUUUGCAAGGGAAGUAAAGAAACUUGGGUAUAUUAAACAUCCGAAUUUAGUUCCUCUUCUUGGCUACUACUGUGGCUCGCGGGACCAUGAGAAGCUGGUCAUAUCAAAUUUCAUCAAUGCAGAAUGUUUGACCCUCUAUCUUCAAGAGACGGAGCCAAGAAAAUUGCCACCUUUAUCUCUAGAUGAACGGCUCAAAAUUGCUAUGGAUGUUGCUCGGUGUUUGAACUACCUACAUAAUGAGAGAGCAAUACCUCAUGGCAAUCUUAAGUCCACGAACAUUUUGUUAGACACUCCUGAUAUGACUGCACUCCUCAGUGAUUACAGUCUCCACAGGGUAUUGACACCAGCAGGCACAGUUGAGCAGGUUCUAAAUGUAGGCGCUCUUGGCUAUAGACCAAGUGAGUGGAGGGCCGUCUCCUGGACGGCGGAGGUUGAUUCGAAGAUGAAGAUGGACUCAAUUUCUGGCCAUAGAUCAGAAAUCGCCUCGUAAAGGUCUAGUAUGCGGAACAUUUUCUCCGGUAUUUUCUUGCAUUUGGCUACGUUUUCUGGGAAUCCAAACAGAGCCAGAGCACCGUCUCUAGAAAUUUCUGAGAAGCAAGAUUCUCUCAACGACGAGGCAGAGAACACCUGGUCACAGAGGAUUCUCUCGCCGUAGAACAGUGUUUUCACGGCGACUUUCACAGCGUUUAACCAGCUCUUGAUCUUAAUCUCCAAAACCUCCCAAUCCAUCUUUUGGAGUUGUGAGAGAGUCAAUCUCUCAACUCCGAGAUGAUAAAGAGCCUCAUCAAUUAUGGAUUUCCGAAUAAUUUUGUAAAUCUUGAUGCACUCCUUCGGGUAACCGGCGGAAAUCAUACAAUCCGCAAUAGUUCUCAAAUCCGCCAUGGCCGCCGUCGAAGCUCUCUCCAUUUCAGAAAUUGCCUCGUUCUCGUGCCUCGACUCGUACUCAAACUCGUCUUCGAAAUCCGAGACGCUCGAUCUCGAGGGAGAAGCUCUGGAGGAGGAAUGGCUGGAGACAGACUCCGGAUCAAGGUGAUCCCGGUUCGACUUGAGAA